AUGGCUGCUCAGGCUACGACAGACGCCCCCCCCAGCACACAAAAUGGAACUACCAAUGGCCAUGCGGAACCCUCUGCGAGUUCGUCAUCAUUCCCUGUUGCCAUCGUCGGCAUGAGCUGCAGAUUCGGAGGAGAUGCUACGAGCCCUUCGAAGUUGUGGGAACUCUGUGCUGAGGGGAAGGACUCCUGGUCGCCUAUCCCCACGGAGCGCUUUGAUGGCAAGUCUCUGUAUGAUCGGAAGAAAGGCAAACUUGGCCGACACAAUGUCCUGGGAGGAUACUUCCUGAAGGAUAUCUCCUCAUUCGAUGCGCCCUUUUACAACUAUCCCGUGGAUAUGGCUAAUGCCAUGGAUCCUCAAAUUCGCAUGCUGCUAGAAUCAGUAUACGAAAGUGUGGAAGAUGCGGGAAUCCCCAUCCAUUCACUCGCGGGAUCAAAUACAUCAGUAUUUUCGGGUAGCUUUGGCUCUGAUUACUCGGAGUUGACAAUCAGAGACCCUGAAGUGAUGCAGCCCGCCUACAAGACCGGCAAUGGCACAGCGAUGCUAUCAAACCGAAUAUCCCAUUUUUAUGAUUUCAGGGGAGCAAGUAUGACGAUCGAUGUCGGCUGCUCCACUGGCCUGGUAGCGGUGCAUCAAGCCUGCCGAAGUCUCCAGUCCGGCGAGUCGGACCUCUCCAUCGUCGGUGCGGCUAUUACCCUUCUAUCCCCCGACAUGUUCAUUGCGUUAGGUCUAGCAGGAGUGCUUGGCCCUAAUGGAAAAUGCUUCGCCUGGGAUGAUCGAGCAGAAGGAUAUGGCCGUGGCGAAGGUGUCGCAUCGCUGGUUUUAAAGCCACUUCAUGCCGCGUUGCGGGAUGGAGAUGUUGUGCAUGCAGUCAUUCGGGAGACAGGGUUAAACCAGGAUGGAAAAACCCCGACCAUUACUUCCCCAUCAAUGGAAGCACAGGUGGCAGUCAUUGAAGAUGUCUACCGCCGUGCUGGCCUGAGCCCUGCGGACGUCGGGUACGUCGAGGCCCAUAUGACGGGUACCCCCAGCGGAGAUCCUAUCGAGGCUGAAGCCCUUGCACGAACCUUCGGAAAGCAUCGCAGGGCCGACGAUCCAGUGAUUGUCGGUUCCGUGAAGCCCAAUGUUGGGCAUACGGAGCCGGUCAGCGGCCUGGCAGCCAUGAUUAAGACGGUAUACGUCUUGAAGAACAGGCUCAUUCCUCCCAACUUGAACUAUCUGAAGACAAACCCCAAGAUUCCUCUGGACGAAUGGCACUUGACGGUGCCGACAUCCCUUACCCCGUGGCCGGCCGACAAGCCUCUCCGGGCCUCCAUCAACAACUUCGGUUAUGGAGGAACAAACGCACAUGUUAUCAUGGAGGCAGCUCCCGAGACCUCUCCGACUAAUGGCGCCAGCCAUUCUAACGGCGUGGACUCAGCUAAUGGGGCUGUUAACUCCGCACGAGAAGUGGAUGAGUCCCUGGUUUACGUGGUCAGUGCCAAAGACUCGGUCGCUUCUCAGGGAAUGAACAAGAAUUUUGCUGCUUAUAUCCGGGAAUCUAUCGCAAAUGGCACGGCACCAUUGCCGGCUGAUUUGGCCUUUACGCUAUCUGAGCGCCGUUCAUUGUUCACCUGGGUCACUGCAAUUCGAGCCAAGAGCCUGGAAGAGUUGGCGGAUCGGUUGGAUGAGCCUGACCGUAAAGGUUCUCGUGCGACCAAAAAGCCUCGACUUGGUUUCGUUUUCAAUGGUCAGGGAGCUCAGUGGUAUGGCAUGGGUCGGGAACUAAUCAACGCUUAUCCUGUGUUCCGCGCGGCGUUGAUGGAGGCGGAUCGCAUAUUGAAGGAGUAUGGCGCGACUUGGUCCUUGCACGAGGAGCUUCUGCGGGACGAUAAGUCUACCCGUGUGCACGAAAUUAGGCUCAGCCAGCCGGUCAGUGUUGCUCUACAGCUGUGUCUCGUGGAUUUGCUUACAUCUUGGGGCAUCACUCCAUCGGCUGUGACGAGUCAUUCCAGCGGAGAAAUCGCCGCGGCCUAUGCUGUUGGAGCUCUUACCUUCCGAGAAGCGCUAGGAGUAGUCUACUUCCGUGGUGAACUCGCUCAGAAGCACCACGAGCGCUUGUCCCUCGACGGAGGAAUGCUUGCUGCUGGUCUCAGUGCAGAAAAAGCAGAGGAAUAUCUCCAAAGUACUUCCGGGGGGGUCGUUGUGGUUGCCUGUCAUAACAGCCCCGAUAGUGUUACGCUGUCCGGUGAUGUACCAGCUCUACAAGAAGUGGCAUCGCGGCUUGAGAAUGAUGGCGUCUUUGCCAGGAGACUCAACGUUCCUUUGGCUUAUCACUCUCACCAUAUGGUCCACAUGGCUCAAGACUACACGGAUAGUCUGAAAGAAAUUUUAAGCCCCUCGCCCGAGUGGAGCGGAGCGUUGUUUGCCUCUCCAGUGACUGGCGGUAUUCUCACUUCGCCAAAGGCCCUAACGGCAGAACAUUAUGUCCAAAACCUGACCAGUCCCGUUCUGUUCACUCAGGCAUUCGAACAGAUGUGCUUUGGGACGGUGGCCUCGGAUGAAUCCCAGAAACCAGCCGGCCAAGAUGGAAACGUCGACCUGAUUGUCGAGAUUGGAGCCCACAGCACCCUUUCCGGUCCAAUCAGACAGAUUCUCAAGGAGCGCAAGAUCCCCUAUGUCUCCUGCCUUAAAAGGUUUGUGAAUGCUGUUCACACAAUGCAAGACACUGCUUGUGAGCUGGUUUCGCGAGGUUAUCCCGUAUCUCUCUCCGCGGUAAAUCUGAAUGAACACGCCAAAUUUGUGCCCGGUCUUCCCUCGUACGCUUGGAACCAUACGUCCACCUAUUGGAUUGAGUCGAGGGCAUACAGAGAGUACCGGUAUAAGCGAUUCCCGCCUCAUGAGCUUCUUGGAACUCCUGUCUCGGGAGGCAACCAUAUUACACCUACCUGGAGGAACUUUCUUCGCACCUCGGACAUCUCUUGGUUGGUUGAACACAAGCUUGGAUCCGACACCGUUUUGCCAGGCGCUGGAUAUGUUGCUAUGGCCAUCGAAGCCGUGCGUCUGCUUACGGACCCUUCGGAAAGCAGCAUUCAAAAAUACAAGCUACGAGACAUCGACAUUGCUAAUGCGCUGACCAUCCCAGACUCCGCCCAGGGAGUUGAGAUCCAACUAUGCCUGCGUCCCUGCAAUGACAAAGAACUGGAUUACAAGGGUUGGUAUGAAUUUGAACUUUGCUCUGUCUCCGGCACGGAUGACUCCUGGAUUCAACACUGCAAGGGCUACGUUACCACCGAGGCCGUCAGUUCUACAAAGCCCGCCGCAACUAGCAUUGAAAUGAAGGCACCGGUCUCUUCCGCCUUUUUCCCUGCUGGUUCCAAAGUCAGCAAUGUUAACCCAGAAUCCAUCUUCGAAGGCUUGCGUGAGAUGAGCCUCUUCCAUGGGGGUGUCUUCCAAAACCUCAUCAGCAGUCGCGAGGCAGAAAACAAGUCGAUUACCAACCUGGCGGUGUCUCCAGUGGCUUCGGAGUGUGAAGAGACCUACGUUUUGCACCCGACCACUCUCGAUUCUCUCAUUCAAGCCGCGUACGUCUCAAUUCCCGAAGUUACGCGGGAGAAUGCCAUGGUGGUGCCGCGCUCCAUCGGCAAUCUUAUCAUUCCUCGCGACCUGAAGAGACUUGCUGGUGACAAGCUUAACGCUUUCGUGACUCUCGUGAAGGGAGAUAAACGUGGCGCCCACAUGAAGGUCGUUGCCGCUAAUGACGAUGGUGGUGAUGAGGCCUCUGCCGCGUAUUUGCAGAUGGACGACCUUUACUGCCAGGCAGUAGCUCAGGAGACAAGCGACGCAACAUCUUCCAAAGCAUCUCCCGUUUGCUCGGAGAGCCGAUGGGAGCUGGAUAUCCUGCACGAUAUCCCGGUCUCUGUCAAGGAAUCGAUGAAGAUUGAUUUGAAUGACCCGGAUGUCGACUUCGAGAAGAAACUUGACCGGGUGUCGUACAAUUUUAUUUCUGACGCGGUAACCCAACUUGGCGAAGAUGCCAGCACCGAGACCUGGCAAUCGCAUCAGAAGUCGUUUUAUGAAUGGAUGAAAUCUGUUGUCGAACGCGGCAAGGCCGGUGAACUGGGUGCAGGGAGCCAAACCUGGUCCAAGACCAACAAGGGCUUGAAACAAAGACUUGCGGACGAUAUCGAAGCCGAAAAUGCUGCCGGAAAACUGAUUGCUCGCGUUGGUCGGAGUCUUGCAAGCAUCGUUCGUGGUGAAGUUGCACCACUCGAGCUCAUGGCGGAAGACGGUCUGCUUAACCAGUACUACGAAGAGAUUCCACGACUGAAGCAGCGCAGCUAUCAGCAUCUCCAGAAAAUCGUUGAAUUCUAUGCCGUGAAGAAUCCUGGAGCCAACGUGCUUGAAAUUGGAGCUCGUACUGGCGCAGCCACCGUCCAUGUCCUCGAAGGCUUUGCUGCUAAAUCCGAGGACGGUUCUGGGACUCUCCUAGGCCACUACGAUUUCACCGACGUCGCUGAGUCCUCCGAAGAGGUCCAGUCAAAGUUUGCUGGCUUGGGGAGCUUGAUCAAUUUCAAACAGCUUAACCUCGGCUCCGACCCGGUAGAACAAUCCUUUGUGGCUCACUCUUAUGAUCUCAUCAUCGCGCCUAUAGUAUUGCAUACCACUCCUGAUCUCCAAAAGACACUGUCAUCCUUGCAGAAGCUGCUCAAGCCGGGCGGAAAGCUGUUGAUGAUCGAGACGACUAAGGACCGCCUGGACACUCAGCUGCUGUUCGGUACCCUGCCAGAGUGGUGGCUGAGUGAGGAGCCAACCCGCCAGUCUAGCCCGACAAUUUCAGUUGAAGAUUGGGACAAAAUCCUAAAGACCUCCGGCUUUACUGGCGUGGACUUUGAAAUUGGCGACUGCGUAGAGCCGCGAUUCCAGUCUACCAAUACCAUUUUAGCUACUGCCACGGACGCCCAGGUGCCCACUUACCCUGCCUCGAUCUCCAUCGUCAGUGGUGAAAAGUCGUCCGCUAGCCAGGAAUGGUUGACAGAGCUUACGAAUGCGAUCAGUCUCCAGACGGGUGCUGCGGUUGCGGUUGAGGAUUUUGAAAGUAUCCAGGCUGCCGCCAACACUCUGUACAUUUUCACCCUGGAGAUGACGCGUCCGUUUUUGGACACAAUGGACAGCGCUGCCUUUGAGAAACUUCGCAGCAUUCUGGUCAACGGCCAGGGAGCCUUCUGGCUUACUUCUGGUAGCAUCGUGGAUGUGAAAGAGCCACUGUAUGCUCAGGCUCAAGGCCUUCUGCGCACCAUGAAACAAGAGGAUUCCAACAAGCGUUACGUUUACCUUGACUUCGACACACCUUCGAGCAACCCAUGGUCAAGAGACCAUAUUCGUCAUAUUGUCCACGUGCUGCAGCACAGCUUCAAGACCAACGCCGAUUCUCGCAGCAUUGAAUGGGAGUACGCCGUGAAAGACUCCCUGCUUCAUGUGCCUAGGGUCUACCCCAGCCCGUCCCAGGAUAUCGCGUCUAGCGAAACCUCUGUCGAUCGGGCCCCAGAGCUUCAGCCGUUCUGGCAGACUGGUCGCCCCUUGGUAUGGGAAACCGCCAAAUCAGGCGUGUUGAGCAGCCUUUACUUCACUGACAAUGUCGCCGUUGCUGAUACUGAAGUGCCUAGUGGUGUGGUUGAGAUUCAGGCUCAGGCAAUGGGAUUGAAUUUCCGUGAUGUUAUGGUUGCCCUAGGCCAGAUCGAUGAAUCUCUUGUUGGACACGACUGUGCAGGCAUUAUCACCCGCCUGGGACCCGACACCGAGCAGAGUGGCCUCCAGGUUGGAGACAGGGUCUGCGGUGUUAUGAGAGGGCGCUUUGCUAGUAACACACGGGCCCUGGCCACCAGUGUGAUCAAAAUCCCAGACGAUAUGUCUUGGGAAGAUGCAGCGGCGCUUCCCUUCAUUUUCCUCACUUCGUACAUUGCCCUGGUCGAUAUUGCCAGACUUCAAAAAGGUGAACGUGUCUUGAUUCAUGCCGGAACUGGUGGUGUCGGGCAGUCUGCUAUUAUGUUGGCGCAAAACAUCGGAGCCGAGGUGUUUGUCACUUGUAGCACGGACGAGAAGCGCAACCUGCUCAUCGAGCAGUACAAGCUCGACUCGGCCCACAUCUUGUCCAGUCGAGAUGCUUCUUUUGCCCCCGCCAUCUUGGCUCACACCGCCGGUGCAGGAGUCGAUGUGGUGGUGAACUCAUUGUCCGGCCCGCUGCUCAAGGCCACAUGGGAGUGCAUGGCUCGUUUUGGGCGCUUUGUUGAGAUCGGUAAAGUCGAUCUAGAGGCUGCCCGACGACUGGACAUGACGCCCUUUGGCCGCUCUGCCAUGAUGGCUGGGUUUGAUCUCCUCCAGUACUCGGAGUACAAUGGCAAAGUGGUGCAGAACGGUCUGAAGGAGCUUAUGCGUCUGUGGCAAGAAAGGGCCAUCAGAUCUGUUUACCCGGUUACGACGUACCCCAUUUCGGAGAUGGAGACAGCUCUCCGACGCAUGCAACGUGGUACCCAUAUCGGAAAACAGGUCCUUGUUCCUGGGCCCGAAGAUCAGGUCAAGGUUGUCACUCGUUCCAUCCCGAAGCUGAGCCUCGACGACCCCAACAGCACCUACCUAAUUGCCGGUGGCCUUGGAGGUAUCGGUCAAGUCAUUGCCGAGUGGAUGGUUGAGAAGGGGGCUCGCAAUAUCCUACUCACUUCUCGAAACGCCGAGUCGCACCCGAAUGCCAUUACAUUAAUCAACAAGGCUUAUGCUGAGGGCUGCAAGAUUUACGUGCGCAACUGCGACGUCUCCAGCGAGGAAAGCCUUGCGAAACUACUGAACGACUGCGCUUCUACGUUGCCGCCGAUUCGUGGUGUUAUCCAGGCGGCCAUGGCCUUGAAUGACACGAUCCUGGAGCUUUUGACCUUUGACCAGUGGAAGCGUAGUAUUAUGCCCAAGGUUGCCGGAACUGUGAAUCUGCAUAAACAACUCGCCGGUCUUAACUUUUUCGUCAUGCUAUCCUCCAUUGCCGGAGUUGUCGGCCACGCUUCGCAGUCUAACUACGCUGCCGGCAAUACCUUCCAGGACGCUCUGGCACGGCACCGCAACGCCCAUGGUUUACCCGCAGUUGCCAUUGACCUUGGUGCCGUUGGAUCCGUCGGGGUUGUAGCCGAAGCAGGAGAUGGAAUGCGGGAGCGUAUUGAACGCAACCUGGGCUCGAGCGUAAUCCCGAUUGAUCGAGUUCUACGGCUGAUUGAGGCGGCCAUCCGCGAUCCCCUUCGCAAGAAUCCGGACCAAAGCCAGGUCAUUACCGGGAUUGGCGAGUACAGCAGCAUUCCCGACUCGGCGUCGAUUAAGAAGGACCGACGCUUUGCCACCCUCCUACUGGGCAGUUCAGGAAGUGCAAGCGCUAUUGGUCAGGCGGUUGCGCUUACUCCUGACGAGGAGUUCAAACAGGCUCUUGCCGUUGCGACACCGUCAAGCGCUGAGGCAGUCACACUUGUUACUGGUGCAUUGGCUCACAAGCUGGCCAGUUUGUUCAAUGUCGCGGUCGCGGAGAUUGAUACGAGCCUGGGUCUCUCCAACUUGGGAGUGGACUCACUAGUUGCGGUUGAACUGAGGAACUGGUUGAGCGGAGUUGUGCAAGCUAAGGUGACAAUCUUUGAGAUUCUGCAAAGCGCUACCGUGAAAGAGUUUGCUGGAUUAGUAGCUGGACGAAGCGCUUUAAUCGUGUAGGCUCUAUCAGACUUCUAGGGGGGGCUACAUGAAAUUAUGGUAUGGGGAUUUUUUUUUGUUUUCGAAGUUAGGGUUGAUUAUUUUUCAGCUAUACGUAACCGACGUUAUUCCAUGUAUUUACAAAUAUAACAUCUUCUCGAGAGGCAAGAUACCUACAUGCACUUCAUUAUUGAACCUGCCUCAACCUUCUUAGAUGAAGAAUCCUGUGAAUCUUAGUAAUUCUU
Aspergillus ochraceoroseus IBT 24754 is the source of this 7937-nucleotide messenger RNA. RefSeq lists its product as uncharacterized. Bases 1 to 7713 code for a protein of 2570 amino acids. Gene Ontology annotation, biological process: secondary metabolite biosynthetic process; fatty acid biosynthetic process. The record is from RefSeq and is a predicted model, not a curated record. The transcript is spliced from 7 exons. Gene Ontology annotation, molecular function: phosphopantetheine binding; oxidoreductase activity; fatty acid synthase activity. Lineage: Eukaryota; Fungi; Ascomycota; Eurotiomycetes; Eurotiales; Aspergillaceae.